UCUUAUAACGCUAUUAUCAUUUUGCGCAGAAAACAUUGCAGUUAGCUAAAAAUUGGUAAAAUGACGACUCAAUGCAGAACAUGUGCCGUAAUGAUUUUAAAUCCCAAUGCCAAAAAUAUUUUCGACCAAGACGACAAUGAGAUACUCAAUAACAUUGAAACUCUUACUGGAAUACGGUUAAAUGAUGACCAGCAUAUGCCAAAGUACAUUUGUACCUGUUGUCAUUUGGACCUGUACCAUUCACUAGCUUUUCGAGAGCGUUGCUUGAAAACAGAAUAUUUUUUACAAGCUGCAAGACCAAAGCCAAAGACGGGAGACCCGCUAAAUACAUCACAGACAGGAAUAGAAUCAAGACAUGAAAGCAUCAAUGAAUCAAAUAAAUUGCAGUUUGCGGCAACAACAGUCCAAUUAGAUAAUCUCAUUUUAAAUACGCCAGAUACAGAUAUCUUGAGUCAAGAAUGCCCACAAAGGCGAAUUUUGCGCGUUCGUACACAAAAAACUAAUACAAGAAGAGCGAAAUUUAUAAAUAUAAAGAAAACAAAUUCCCAUGAUCACAAUUCACGUAAAACAAUGCCAGCCAUACCACAACCUAAUCCAAAGGAUCAGGAUGCCAAUGAAGUGCAAAGUUCAAAGAAUUCGCAACUUAGCAGUCCAAGCAAAUGUGAAAAGAGCUCUUGUACUUCAAAGAACAAGAUCAAUGAAGUUAGUGACUUUGAAGAAACUAAAAUGUUUCAGGAAGCAGCGCUUGACAAAGUGCCGUUUACACCUAGUUCGCCUGUUAUAUCUUCUGAAUUUGAACCUCAAUCAGCACAGGAUAAGGACAGUAUGGUAGCCAAAAGACAGUCUAGGAAAAAUAAAGUCAAUAAUGCAAAGCCACCUGCGAAUCCGAAAGUCUUCAUCUGUGACCUCUGCGGCCAUCAAUCUUCGAGUCCUAAAAACUUGGAUCUUCACAUAUUGCGUCAUAAGGGCGAAAAAAAUUUUGAAUGUGCCGAAUGUGGCAUUAAGCACUACUCGAAAUACCUAUUAAAAUUACAUAUUCGCGUAAAACACCAAGGCGAGAUGCCCUAUUUGUGCAAAUUUUGUGAUCAGCGCUUCUAUUCCGCAAGCACACGUCAACGACAUGAACAAGUGCGACACAUAAGAAGCUGGUCAUAUGAAUGCAAGAUUUGCGGGAAAAAAUAUAAUACUAAAUCAUGCUUAAAUAAACACGAAUUUCUACAUACUGGCUUGCGACCAUAUCGUUGCGACUUGUGUAAUGUGGCGUUUCCCCGAAAACCAGGCUUAAGAAUACAUUGCCGUACAAAACAGCAUCAGAAGAAGGCUAGUGAAGCAAUGAAUAGUCAAACUGAUGGCAUUAAAGAAAUAACAAUUUCAGAUAAUACAAUAGUGUUUCCAGACUCAAUAAUAGUUCAACUUGAUGUAUAAAAAGUUGGUUAUCGGGUAGAG
This is a messenger RNA of Drosophila hydei, 1446 nucleotides long. RefSeq names its product transcription factor Ouib-like. Gene Ontology annotation, biological process: regulation of transcription by RNA polymerase II. The coding region runs from base 61 to 1425 and encodes 454 amino acids. The transcript has 4 exons. The record is from RefSeq and is a predicted model, not a curated record. Gene Ontology annotation, molecular function: RNA polymerase II cis-regulatory region sequence-specific DNA binding; DNA-binding transcription factor activity; zinc ion binding. Lineage: Eukaryota; Metazoa; Arthropoda; Insecta; Diptera; Drosophilidae. Gene Ontology annotation, cellular component: nucleus.